Pangasianodon hypophthalmus (striped catfish) is the source of this 3946-nucleotide messenger RNA. Its product is annotated as ribosomal protein S6 kinase beta-2. Gene Ontology annotation, molecular function: ATP binding; protein serine/threonine kinase activity. Bases 196 to 1581 code for a protein of 461 amino acids. The transcript has 16 exons. Lineage: Eukaryota; Metazoa; Chordata; Actinopteri; Siluriformes; Pangasiidae. Gene Ontology annotation, biological process: signal transduction; protein phosphorylation. The record is from RefSeq and is a predicted model, not a curated record.
GCCGUCGCGUUCUGAUGACGCGGUUUCUCGGUAUCAACACUUCAGCGGUACAGCUGCGGCACGGUUUCCCCUCCGGUGUUCCUGUUAAUCCACAUGUUUAGGUUUAUAAUCAUAGAAUCAUAGAUAUAUAAGAACUUUAAUAACGCCACGGUGAGGUAGCGAGGAGCAGGAGUGUGUUUAGGACCCGGAUGAAGGAUGGCGGGGGUGUUCGACAUCGACCUGGAGUCGGAGGACGUGAGCGACGCAGAGGAUGAAGAGUGUAACUUCACGGUGGCGGAAACAGAGCCCGGUGAGACGGAGGAAGUGGAGCUCACCAGCGCCAUCGUGAACAGGGACAGUGAGCGAGUCGGACCUGACUGCUUUGAACUGCUCACUGUGCUCGGGAAAGGAGCUUACGGCAAGGUUUUCCAGGUCCGGAAAGUACAGGGAAGUCAGACGGGAAAAAUAUUCGCCAUGAAAGUUCUGAAAAAAGCAAAAAUAGUGUGCAGUGCGAAGGACACAGCACACACAAGGGCGGAGCGAGAGAUCCUGGAGACGGUGCGUCACCCCUUCAUCGUGGACCUGUGGUACGCCUUCCAGACCGGCGGCAAACUCUACCUCAUACUGGAGUGUCUGAGUGGUGGUGAGCUGUUUAUGCAGCUGGAGAAGGAGGGGAUCUUCAUGGAGGACACGGCCUGUUUUUAUCUGGCUGAGAUAACGUUAGCGCUGGGACACCUGCACUCCAAUGGGAUCAUCUACCGAGACCUGAAACCUGAGAACAUCAUGCUCAAUCACGAAGGCCACAUUAAACUCACUGACUUUGGCCUGUGUAAGGAAUCCAUCCACGACGGCAGCGUCACACACACCUUCUGUGGUACCAUCGAGUACAUGGCUCCAGAGAUUUUGAAUCGCUCAGGACACAACAGAGCCGUGGACUGGUGGAGCCUCGGAGCGCUGAUGUACGACAUGAUGACCGGCUCGCCUCCGUUCUCAGCCGAAAACAGGAAGAAGACCAUUGAAAAAAUCCUGAAGUGUAAACUGAACCUUCCUCCGUACCUCACGCCAGACGCCAGAGAACUGAUCAAAAAGUUGUUGAAGAAGAACCCGGCUCAGAGACUGGGUUCUAGUAAAGCCGACUGCGCAGACAUACAGAAGCAGCCUUUCUUCCGCCACAUUAACUGGGACGACCUGCUGAAUAAGCGCGUGGAGCCGCCCUACAGGCCAUCACUGCACUCAGAUGAGGAUGUCAGUCAGUUUGACAGUCGCUUUACCAAACAGACUCCAGUGGACAGUCCUGAUGACACGACACUGAGUGACAGCGCUAAUCAUGCAUUUUCUGGCUUCACCUACGUGGCCCCCUCAGUGUUGGAGAGCCUGAAGGAGGGGUUCUCAGUAGAACCGCGGUUACGCCCCGUCCGCAGACACAACAGCAGCCCACGUACCCCCAUCAGUCCUCUCUCCGAGCCCUUUAAGAUCAGUAUUGAUGGAGAAGAGGAGCCUCCUGCUCAGGCCCCGCCUCUUCCUGCUGAAAAUGGUGCCUCCAAGCCAAUCAGAACGCCGGGACGCAACAAGAAACAAAAAGGCCGCCGUGGCGGGAAAUGAAGCCAUCAAUCUGUCAGAUUUCUGCAGGAUGCUAAUGUGUCUGUUACCACUUGAUGUCUCUCGCCCUCUCUCUCUCUCUCUCUCUCUCUCUCUCUCUCUCUUUCUCUCCUCUCUCUCUCUCUUUCUCUCCCUCUCUCUCUCUCUCCCUCUCUCUCUCUCUCUCUCAGCCCAAACCAAAGCAUCAUGACACGACAACGAGAGAAAAAAAAGCAUCUGAAGCAUGUUGGUAUUGUUGGAAUGGGUUAAUAUUGACUGUGAAUUAAUUGCUUUUAUUUCUGGAAAGCUUUUGGAUCAUGUGACUGCAUGUGGAAGAACUUUUUCCCCAGGAAACGGCCCUAAAGAGCGCAAAAAAAAAAGUCGACAAGCAUCGUCCCAAAUGUAUUUUAUUUACAGGAGUAUAAAAGAGACUUAAUAUAUUAUUAGUACGUUUCAAUUGAGAUGUGUUAAAUGCAGUUACUUACUAUUUUUGACUGGUUUUAAUUUAGAUUUUUUUGUUCCUUUUGCUCAAAUAUAUUUGGGGAUAUUACUUUUAAAAAAAAUAAAUCUGUGACAAACAAAAACAGAGGUUCUGAAAUCUAAUUCUGAAAGGUGCUCACGUUUAGCUAAAAUUCCUUUCAUUAAUUUGGAAAAAAUACUUACAAUCAUACGAAUGAAUUAGAAUAAAUUUACACAAAUUAAAAACCCAAUGUUUGAAACGGAUCUGGUGCUACCACCAUCAUGUUUCACAGCACCGUAAGAUCGUCCUUCUCUCGCUCCGUCUUCUCAUCCUUGAGUUCAACUGACGACAUAUCAUCUUCUCCUUCACUGCUCUGCCCAUCCUCUUCUUCAUCCUUUUUCGGCUUCUCCAUCAUUGCUGUGCCGUCCAUGCACGAGUAAUUGUCCGAUGAAUCAUCGUCGUCGUCCUCGUCGUCAGCAUCUUCUUCUUGCUUCUUCUGUUCUUCUGCCUCUGUUAUUCCUGCCUCCAUCUCCUCAUCCACCUCCUCUGCUUUGGAAGAUGGUCUCAGACACGCCACAGCCAUUGCCCAGGCGUUCCUUGCGCAUUCUGUUACACGUCUCCAAAUUUCCAGGCAGGAAGGACGUCCCUGGUGAAUGUACCAUUUAUAAGCACAGAAGGACAGCAGGAUUAAGAAGCAGAAGAAGAGGAUCAAGCACACCACAGUUCCAACAUUUGCCUGAGUCGUCGCGGCAGUAGGUGAAGCGUUAGACGGCACCGUGGUCGUUGUUGUGCUACGGGUUUCUGAGGACGUGGUGAUGAUUGUGGACGUGUCUUGAGUUUCCUCGAAGCUGAAGUUGGUGUCGGGUGUGGUUGUAGGAGCUGCACUUUCAGUCGCACUCGUGUUGUACGUCAUUGUUGUAGCCGUUACAUUCGUGGUGUUGAGGGAAGCUGAUGCUCCAUGGAAAACAGGAGCCAUAGAGAGGAGCAAGCAGAGUGCUCUCAGAAAUACGGAUGGCUGGGGUCUCAUGAUGCCUGAGGGGGAAAAAAAACAAACACAGGUCAGAAAAGAUAAAUACUUUUGUCUCUCUGGAAUUAAAAACCAAAACUAAAACCACAAUUUUUCAUUUCUUAUUUCAUUUGUAGUCUGAUUUCAACUGUUGCACUCUUCAGCUCGGUCUCUGGGUCAGCUGUCUACUUAAAACUGAUUUGGGGGCGGAGCUACAUACAAGAUCAUUUUGUGAUGUCAUAAAAUAGGCUGUAACUUAAAGGUGCAUUAAGUAAGAUUCAUCAGAAUUUCUCAAGAUUAGGAUAGGAUUUGAAUAUUUUUUUAAAAUGCGUUUUUGAAGAACAUGUUUUUUUUUUUUCCCCUCACUGGAGAAUUAUUAUCUGGCUGUGCUGGGCGUUUACCGAUUUCCCUCUUGGAUGGGGGUGGAGUGAUGGAGUGUCGUGUCUAUAAAAUGACUGACAAGACGCCUUUGUCAGAUGACCUUUAAACUAAAGGUUAUUAGAGGAUGGUGUCGAACCUGCAAACAUGCAACUUGCUAAGCUAGUUAAUGCUCGUGCCAAACAAAAUUGUUGUUGUCUUGGUAACAUUGAAAUUUAUAUAUGUGUAUAUGUAAUAGACAGGUUUGGGCCGCUGUUAAAUAAAUCAGUAAUAAAAUGAUGUAAAUCAAGACACUGAUACUGAAAUGUGACUAAUGUGAGCCAGAUUACUCAAAGUUAGCUAGCUAAUUGAGCUAAUUUAGCUAACAUUAGUGAUAUUUGACUGUUACGGGGAUGGUUAAAAUUGGCUUUAGUUUAGUAAAUGUUCUACAUAAAUUAUAUCUAAAGGUAUAAAAUGACAAUGAUGAGAAAUUGAAUAAUUAUAUUUUCAUUUCAGUGAUCCUGGUAACUUUAAAAUAAAGCUGUAAAUUGAAAACGAAACUUUAA